AUGCCAGGUGGUCCGUCUACCGUCUGCGAGCCAACGACAUUGCUACACCGCGAUAUGCCGAGGCCAUCCAACAGGCGCAUCAAGGUGGAAGGAGAAUUCAAGACUCUAUCCAUCAUCGACCAUGCGAUAUCGCUGUACGAGGACAAAUGGCUGAUCAUUCGGCCAGCGGACACAGUGGCAUUCAGAAUCCAAGAUUUCCAGAAGUCCAUACCUGGCUAUCAGCAUUCAGAUCUCGGAGUGUGUCAGCCCCACGAGUACCUCGCCGUCGACAGUAAUCGGUCUGCUCACUGUAAGAUUGCUCAGGACCAGCUUGAGCUGAUGUUGAAGAGGUGGGAUCUUUCCUCCGAGGCGAACUGGAACCAGGUCGGACAUCAUGCGGCCCUUGCAUUGUUGGCACUGUGUAAAGGAAAAUGGUUCGAUGUGGGCAAGACCCGAGCCGCUCUCAGACGGUGGAGGUCUCAAGUAUGUGAACGCAAAGUGAGGUUCGCAGAUGCGUGGGAUCUCAGGAGACAAGGAAUUGCUCUUGUACUGCCCUUCGCUCGUAUACCUCUUCCUACGACGUGGUACAAGGCAACAACUUGA
This is a messenger RNA of Lithohypha guttulata, 582 nucleotides long. RefSeq lists its product as uncharacterized. The record is from RefSeq and is a predicted model, not a curated record. Bases 1 to 582 code for a protein of 193 amino acids. NCBI's taxonomy places the organism in Eukaryota, Fungi, Ascomycota, Eurotiomycetes, Chaetothyriales, Trichomeriaceae. The transcript is spliced from 2 exons.